AUGGAGGGGAAUUCAGGUUUUGGCCCCAAGACACGGUUGUUGAUGGGUGAAGGAAGGAGAAGCAGGAGACUGAGCAGAAGGAAUUCAGUGAACUCACUGAGGACUGAUUUUGUAGCAAGAUUACCUGAUAAGGUCAGGUCUGGUCUGGAUCUUGAGUCCCCUUAUCAAAUCCAUUUCUCCAAAACAACAGGCCUAACAAAAGGAGAAAAGGAAUAUUAUGAAAGACAAUUGGCUACAUUGAAAUCCUUUGAGGAUGCAGAUAUUCUAGUGGGAAAUGACAACAAAAAUGAAGAGAGUGAAGACGAUGAAGAACAGGCUCAACAUGAAAAAGCAAUGAAGAUAUCUAACUAUGCAAACAUAGUAUUGCUAGCCUUUAAGAUAUAUGCUACUAUAAAGACUGGAUCUUUGGCAAUUGCAGCAUCGACCCUGGAUUCUCUGCUUGAUCUUAUGGCCGGUGGCAUUCUUUGGUUCACUCACUUGUCAAUGAAAAACAUAAAUAUUUAUAAGUAUCCGAUUGGGAAAUUGAGGGUGCAGCCAGUGGGGAUAAUUAUCUUUGCUGCUGUCAUGGCUACACUUGGGUUUCAGAUAUUGAUCCAGGCCGUCGAACAACUAAUUAAAGAUGAACCUACUGAAAAAAUGUCUUCUGAUCAGUUAUUGUGGUUAUAUGCAAUUAUGCUAACCGCGACGGGAGUGAAGCUAGCCCUUUGGGUUUAUUGUAGAAGUUCAAGAAAUGAGAUUGUUCGUGCCUAUGCGAAGGAUCACUAUUUCGAUGUGGUAACAAACGUAGUAGGAUUGAUUGCAGCAGUUCUUGGCGAUAAGUUCUACUGGUGGAUUGACCCUGCAGGUGCCAUUCUCCUUGCAGUUUACACGAUUAUAAAUUGGUCUGGAACUGUUAUGGAAAAUGCAGUUUCACUUGUUGGAAAAUCUGCACCUCCUGAAUUCUUGCAGAAAUUGACAUAUAUUGUUAUCAGAAACCCUCAAGUCAAGCGUAUCGACACAAUCCGAGCUUAUGCCUUCGGUGUUCUUUAUUUUGUAGAGGUAGAUAUUGAACUCCCGGAAGAACUGCCACUCAAGGAAGCACAUGUUAUCGGAGAGAACUUGCAGAAUAAAAUUGAAAAAUUGACAGAGGUUGAGAGAGCAUUUGUGCAUCUUGAUUUCGAAUGUGAACAUAAGCCAGAACAUUCUGUACCCCACAGGCUGCCUAACAUUGAUCCUUGA
Molecule: messenger RNA, 1218 nt
Organism: Dovyalis caffra
Lineage: Eukaryota; Viridiplantae; Streptophyta; Magnoliopsida; Malpighiales; Salicaceae
Source: the annotation of a GenBank genome assembly